Molecule: messenger RNA, 2469 nt
Organism: Cylindrotheca closterium
Lineage: Eukaryota; Bacillariophyta; Bacillariophyceae; Bacillariales; Bacillariaceae
Source: the annotation of a GenBank genome assembly
AUGUCGGAGGAAAACAGAACAAAAGAUGACGAAGCUUCAUCAUCAGCACCACCUCCAUUUAAGAAGCUGAAGGCAGCCGAGAAUGGGUCUUCAAUGUACGCACCAGAACCCGUCAAACCAGAGUGGUUGGAGCUUCCUCCUGAACUCCACCAUUAUGCCAAGUCGUCGUCAUCAUCAUCAUCAUCAUCAUCACCGUCGUCUCCAGAUUCAGUGCCACCAUCGGCAGCUUGGAACAAGUACUAUCCCUACGACAAGAGUCGGCAUCUGCCACUGACUCCACUGAAUCAGCCACCAACUUUUACAUCCGAAUCCCCAGCACUCUGCUUUCAAGUUCACGGGAUCUGUGGAAGGGCACGGGCCUGCACUUUGCAUUUUCCCAAUGGAGGACCACCAGUUCCAACACCACGUUUCAUGCCUGUGGGGACCAAAGGAACGCUCAAGGCAGUCUUGCCAAGCGAAAUUAGUGACAUGAAUUGUCCCAUCAUUCUCGCCAAUACCUAUCACUUGGCCAUUCAACCAGGAACGGAGCUGAUUGAUGAAAUCUUCGGUGGAUUGCCCAAGUUUAUGGGAAGCGUCAUGCCAGAAGACAAUAGUGACAAAGCAGCCAAUAAAUCAUCGGUGCCGCCAAAACGACGCUUCAAUCUCUUGACUGACUCGGGAGGCUUUCAAAUGGUUAGUCUGGCAGCACUUUCCCAGGUCACGGAAAAGGGCGUCCUAUUCGAAAGUCCUUAUACUGGAAAGCCGAUGCUACUCAAACCAGAAGAUUCAAUUCGCUGUCAAAAUGAAAUCGGGGCCGACAUUAUCAUGCAGUUGGACGAUGUGGUGAGCUCGGUAGCAACGGACGACAAUCGAUUCAAAAUUGCCACCUUUCGGACACUUCGGUGGUACGAUCGGUGCGUCAACGCACAUCAAUGUUCCCAUCAACAAAACUUGUUUCCAAUUAUGCAAGGUGCUUUAGACGUCUCGCAAGGGGGACUACGAGAAUUGUGUUUGGCAGGUUUCAAGCAUCGAGACGAGCAAGCGCAGAAACACGUCAACACAGGAGGAGAAGGGUCAGUACCCAGCAAACUACAACAGCGGAUCCCGGGAUUUGCCAUUGGUGGAUUAGCUGGUGGGGAAUCCAAGGAAGAAUUUUGGAUGGUAGUUGACCAUGCCUGUAGGCACUUACCUGAUGAUAGGCCACGGUAUUUGAUGGGUGUCGGAUAUCCUUUGGAUUUGGUGGUGUGUACUGCCUUGGGAGUAGAUCAGUACGAUUGUGUCUAUCCAACUCGAACUGCUCGCUUUGGAGUCGCCCUAACUGAUGCAGGUCUAUCGAAGCUCAAACAACACGAGUUUAUCUUUGACGAUCAUGUUAUUGAAGAAGGAUGUCCAUGUCAGGCGUGCAGUCGAGGUGUCUCAAGGAAACGACUCCACAUGUUGCUCAAGUCAGGCAACACAUCAGUAGCAAUUCAAUUAUUGACCCAACACAAUGUGUGCUACAUGAUGGGAUUGGUCAAUCGAAUGCGAGAGGCAAUCUUGGAGCAACGAUAUCCAGCAUUUUGCAGACAGUUCUUGGCGGCACAAUUUCUCAAUCCGGCGGACAUUCCAUCUUGGGUAGUCGAUGCAUUGGGAGCAGCUGGGAUUACAAUCGAUAAUGGGACAGAAGCAACAAGUAACUUGGACUUUAUUAUGAACGUGGACCAACUGCGAAAGAACACCAGCUUUGAUCCUACCCAGAAAAACGGCUUGUGGGAUGAACUCAAGCGGGAGUGGGACACAUCGUUUCAGGAGUUGGAUGAAAUCCAAGCCAAUGCCAACAAAGAGAAACUGGACAAGUGGUUCGACAGGUUGUAUCAGCAGCACAACGAAUCGGGACGGUACUAUCACACAACAGUGCACUUAAUGGAAAUGAUGCGGUACUGGAACAUAGUUGUGGCGGAAGAUCUUUCCCUGUCGAAGCAUUCACCUGCCAUUUGUUGGGCCACCUUUUUCCAUGAUGCGGUUUAUGAUCCCAAAUCGUCUACCAACGAAGAAGACAGCGCCAAGCUGUUUGAAGAAUUCUGUUCGGAUGCACUGGGAAUCCAGCGAAUAGCGAGUGGCGAUAACGACAGUCGUGUUGCCAAGGUUGCCAGCUUAGCUUCCACACUAAUUCUUGCGACAAAGAAGCACGAAGUCAUUCCCAACGAAAUGAUGUCAGAUUCUGAAAAUGACUUGCAAAAGAUAUUUUUGGAUAUUGACAUGUCCGUGCUUGGUAAGCACGAGAACGCAUACCUAGCGUAUGCUGGCUGCAUUCGCAAGGAGUAUUCUUUUGUAGAAAAGUCAGUAUACUGUGGAAAGAGAGCAGAGAUUCUGACUGGAUUCUUGGAAAAUAAGAAGCAGAUUUUCCUUUCUGAUUUGUUCCACAAGACGUCAGAAACGCAAGCCAGAAGCAAUCUGAAGCGAGAAAUCGAACUUCUGAAACAAGGGUCCAUUCCGGGUGCGCCCAUAUAG